AUGUCUCUGCGGCCCGGCAGACUUCAGUUUAAUGAGGUUGGUUCUCCCGGGCGGCUCUCCCGGCGGCGGCGGCGGCGGCGACGGCGACGGGCACACGUGUUCUCCUUGGGAGGGCACAAGUGGCCCGGCUCUCGUCUGUCUCACGCAAACUUUAAAAUGAGCUGGGCGUCAACAUUUGGACCCUGCCGGCUUUCAGCUUUCCCCAAGAAGUGCAGCGCCGGCGCCGCGCGAUGCAGCAGCAAGCAAGCAAGCAAGCAAGCAAGCAGCGAGCGCGUCGCGGUAGGUGACACAAAAGACAAACUACCUCAACCCAUUGCCCAUUGCCCGGUGGCGGAGAAGCGCCCGCCCGGCUAUUUACCUACCUAUGUACCCGUCGUUGCACGGGCAAGGCAGUGGGUGAGUGGCAGCGGCAGCGCCGGAGAUUUUCGUACGGAGCAAGGGGGUGGGGGAUGGAGGAGGUUUAAAAACAGAAAGAAAGAAAAAUCAUGUUCAGGCGAUCAGCAGGGGAUCCCCACAUAUCGAGGACCAGGGGGGAGUCGAAGACGAUGA
This is a messenger RNA of Purpureocillium lilacinum, 549 nucleotides long. NCBI's taxonomy places the organism in Eukaryota, Fungi, Ascomycota, Sordariomycetes, Hypocreales, Ophiocordycipitaceae. The record is from RefSeq and is a predicted model, not a curated record.